Molecule: messenger RNA, 993 nt
Organism: Venustampulla echinocandica
Lineage: Eukaryota; Fungi; Ascomycota; Leotiomycetes; Helotiales; Pleuroascaceae
Exons: 1
Coding region: 1-993 (330 amino acids)
Source: RefSeq, a predicted model, not a curated record
AUGGCUUCCUUCUACACCAUCUUUACACAGUUCUUCCCUCCAAAAGCAUCGUUUACCGAAGAUGACAUCCCAUCUCAAGUCGGAAAGGUCUUUAUCGUCACGGGCGGUAGUAGUGGAGUAGGGUUCGAGCUAUCUAGAAUUCUCUAUCAGGCCGGAGGAACAGUAUACUGCUUGUCACACCACGAAGGCCGUGGACUUGCUGCCAUCGAGAAGAUUCGCAGCACAGUCCAUAUAAGCACCCUAGGCACUCUCCACUUCAUCCCCCUCGAUCUCGCAGAUCUCACCACCAUCUCCCCAGCCAUUGGAAAAUUCCUCGCAGCCGAAACCCGGCUUGAUGUCUUGUUUAACAAUGCGGGUCGCGCCAGUAUGCCCUUGGAUUACAAAACCGUCCAAGGCCUGGAACCCCACUUUGGCAUCAACUGUGCUGGAACCUGGCUCGUUACUCACCUUCUGGCACCCAUCUUAACCGCGACUGCGAAAAUCUCCCCGCCAAACAGCGUGCGCAUCACCUGGACAUCCUCAGUCCUAGUCGAUGCCAUGGCGCCUAAGGGUGGCGUGGUAAUGAAAGAAGUGAGGACCCCUUCCAAGCAACGCCACGAGCAUUACUCCGCCUCUAAAACCGGCAAUUGGUUCUUGGCCUACGAAUGGAAUCGUCGCUUUGGUGCGUCGACGGGCGUUGUCAGCCUGGCGUUGAACCCUGGAAGCCUGAAGACGAAUACAUGGCGAACGACGCCCUGGUACCAUUAUUGGCCUUAUUAUUUCAUUCUGGGAAUGCCGAUUGACGGGGUGCGUACGAACCUCUGGACUGCUUUCAAUAAGGAUAUUACAAUCGAUGAUGGGGGGAGGUAUGUUAUCCCUUGGGGAAGGUGGCAUACGACUAUGAGGCCAGACAUUACGGCAGGCUUGAAAGAAGAAAAGGAUGGAGGGACGGGAAGGGCAAUUGAGUUUUGGAACUGGUGUGAGGAGGUUACCAAGCCAUUCACGGAAACCUAA